UCAUUCAGCAGGUGUGACGAGGCUAUCAUCUCGACGCUUCAGUGAAAUCUGUUACUUUUCAUAUUUUAUCCUUUUUCAAGAUUUUACAUCAAGACAAUGUCCAACUUUGAUCUGUCCGAAGCAUUAGACAGUCCUCAUGAUUUAAAGGACCAAGGAGUUGAGCACUGCUGCUUUAACAUGACGGAUGUUCAAGAUGAGAUUUUCAGAAUUGACGAGGGACUGGAUCUGGUUGUUUCCAGGAACCCAAAAAACCUGCGGCAUUUUGCUAACCUGGUGCUGGCGUCGAACAGGAAGAGGAAGUCUCUGAAGCACUGUGGCCGGGGGCUCAGCGAGGAAAAGCUCUGCAGCGCCAUCAUGGACUGCCUAGUGACCGAAACAACCAUCAAUAUGAUCCACAGCCCUUCCACACAAGUGAAAACAAUAUUUCAGCGGCUUCACAGUGCAACGGAAUGCACCCUGUGUGACCAUGAACAAAAAAAUGUUGUCUGCGGAUCAGAUGAGUUAAAACUGCAGGCCAUCACUCUGCAAGGAGGUCACGGUGAACGCAAAGUAAAUUUCCAAAUGUACAAGUACAUCACUGCCUGCGCCUCAGAUGGCGAAGGUCUGACAGUCUGCCUGUCCAUCAGUAGAGACUUGCACAUGUCCUGCUCUAUGGAAGGUGACACAGUUACGUUGCUUUUGGAGAGAUGCGAUGAGGGGGAUUUAAAAAGGAUCAGCGGCGACGCAGACAUGGACCGCUUUCUGUUCUUCAAGAGAACCGUUGGAGUUUCUCUUAACUCGUUUGAGUCCGUGAAGUAUCGCACGUGGUUUAUCAGCACCUCCGUCAAGGAAGAAAACAAGCCUCUGGAGAUGUGUCAACAAGACACUCACACACGUCUCACCUGCUUCAAAGUAAACAACUAGUAUUGCUGCUGUCCUCUUGUCUUAACAGAAUGAUCUUGAGAUUCAUAUUUUGUAUUCUGCUUCGCCACUAGAUGGAGCAUUCGUCUGUAAUAUUCCCUCCUCCUGAUUGAUGACUUCUAAACCAUUAAAGAUAGUUUGACUUAUUAUAUAUAUUAUAUUUUAACUUACCGAAACUUUUUUCGUACACAUUUAAUUCAUCUCCGUCGGUAGAGAAAGUUAUAAAAGGAUAUUUCUCCAAACAACAGUUUAUUUGUUGUUGUUCAUUUACUUCAUAUCUCUAUCUAGAAAUGUAAAUAUAUAUUUUUUGUGCUUUGUUAAAACAUAUUUAAGCAUGUAAAACCAGCUAAAAGCGUAGUAGCAUAGAAUUAAAUUGGUGUUGUUUUUGUCUGUGUAGCUAAAGUGUUUAUGUAUUUCAGUUUUGAUUCAUUUUUUAUUUACAUAAAGGACAUGAGCCACAUGCUGUCCUCAUUUUUGCAAAUCAUGUAUUUAACAUGAAUAAAUAAUGAAGUGUUUCCCA
Eleginops maclovinus (Patagonian blennie) is the source of this 1420-nucleotide messenger RNA. RefSeq names its product interleukin 1, beta (gene il1b). The transcript has 6 exons. Gene Ontology annotation, molecular function: cytokine activity. Bases 97 to 903 code for a protein of 268 amino acids. Gene Ontology annotation, biological process: inflammatory response; cytokine-mediated signaling pathway; neutrophil activation. The record is from RefSeq and is a predicted model, not a curated record. Lineage: Eukaryota; Metazoa; Chordata; Actinopteri; Perciformes; Eleginopidae.